Messenger RNA from Diuraphis noxia (Russian wheat aphid), 2512 nucleotides. RefSeq names its product dnaJ homolog subfamily C member 1. Gene Ontology annotation, cellular component: endomembrane system. The record is from RefSeq and is a predicted model, not a curated record. Lineage: Eukaryota; Metazoa; Arthropoda; Insecta; Hemiptera; Aphididae.
GUGUGUGCGCGUGUCGUUAUCACCGUUCGAGUCGUUAUCACUUGUCGGGCUGUCGGCGAGUCCUACUCCGGUCGCGCGACUUGUCCACACAUUUAACCGCCUAACACGAGCCCCUAACUACCGUCGAUCCAGCGACAGCGGCACAGUCGUCUUGUCCGUGCGGCGCCGACACACAGCUUGCCGCCGCAGCCGUCAGCAGCAGCAGUAACCGAUUCGUCGGCUGCCACGUUUCGUCUGGGUAACCCUCCCGCACACGCGGACGGUCGGUCGCGGAUUUGUUUCUCGUCUGGUCGUCGACUGUACCCGCAGCACGUCGAUUGAUAGUUACUUUACACUGUAAAGUUUACAGUCUUUUGACGCCGUCAACGAACAGGYCGCCGGUUUAUCGCCAAGAACACCCUUACUGGUAACCUACAUACCUACUCACAAGGAAACCAGUGCUGCCGCCGCAAAUAUGAUCGGUUCAAAAAUGUUGGCUUUAUUUGUACCCGUGUUGGCAAUCAACAUUUUAUCAAUUCAAGCAUGGGAUACUGAUCAAAUGGAAGUKUUUGAUUUGGUUGAAGAAAUGAAUAAUAUAAAUUUUUAUCAGUUUUUAGAAGUACCUGAAGAUGCUAAUUCAUCAGUAAUAAGACAUGCAUUUAGAAGGAUGUCACUUAUAUUACAUCCCGAUAAGAAUAACUCUCCAGAUGCUGAAGCCAGAUUCAGAGAAUUAGCUUCGAUCCAUGAUGUUUUACGGGAUCCUGUAAAACGUGGUCAUUAUGACAAAGUUUUAAGUGAAGGGUUACCGGAUUGGCAUCAUGCUGUUUAUUAUUAUAGAAGAGUUAGAAGGAUGGGAUUCCUAGAAAUGAUUGUUAUUCUAUUUUCCAUAAUAAGUGUUGGACAAUAUCUUGUGGCAUGGGGAUCGUAUAUAGAAAAUAAAUUCACUGUGGAAGAGUUAUUAAGUUCAAAAAUAAAAAAAAUUCGAAAACAAAAGAAAUAUCGAGGUGAUUCAACAUUACCGCCGGAAUUUGAUGUUAACAUACCUAAACCCAGUUUGAAAAAUACACUUCCAUGUCAAUUACCUUACUGGUUAUGGGUAUUCAUCUUAAAAUCACCUUCACUUACAACUUCAGCUAUAUCAUUUUUGAUCACAAAGUUCAAAGAGAGAAAAAAUAACCAAAAUAAAAUGGAAAUUGAAAAACCAGAACCAGUCAUUCGUGAAAGAAUAAGACGUCGUAAAACGCCAUAUAAGAUACCAGAAAUUAAUGAUUAUAAAAACACUAAUGGAGAUACGCGAGGCAAAGUUAAUACUGAAAAUAAUGAUACUCCAGCAGUUGCUGGUGGUUUGUGGACUGAUGAAGAUUUAUAUGAAUUGUCUCAAAUGGUAAAUAAAUUCCCUCCUGGUACGUCAGAUAGGUGGCAAAAGGUUGGUAAAGCAAUGCAACGCCCUGUUCUGGAAGUUGCAUACAUGGCCAACAAAAUGAAACAAAAUGGGUAUAAGGUGCCAACUCCAGGAGAGACGAUAGAGCCAGUUAUCACCGAAGAACCGAAGAAAGUUAAAACAAGAGCAACAGAAAAUCUUGAUUCAACCGAAAGCUCAUGGACUCAAAUUCAACAAAAAACGUUUGAAAAUGCUCUUAUUAAGUUUCCUAAAGGAUCCACUGAAAAUCGUUGGGAAAAAAUUUCUAAAUGCGUACCAAAUAAAACUAAAGAAGAAUGUAUGGCAAGAUACAAAGAAUUAAAUGAGCAAGUGAAAAAGAAAAAAGAUCAAACUGAGGAUGGUUUAGAAAAUGUUGAAAACAACACUAAUGAAUUAUAAAUUAUGAAUUUUCUAUAUACCUUGCUUUUAUGUCCCCUGUUUCUUCUUAAGUCUGAUUCGGUUGUGAUUAUUUAAGCUCAUUUUAUAACUGACAUAACAUCGGCAUGUGUUAAUAGCCAAUUGAAAUGAAAAUCCAUGUACUAAAUUAAUAUUAACCCUAAAUGCUCCAAGUGACUUUUUGUCAAUCUUACAAAUAACUAUGGAACCUAAUUAAGAUAUAAUUUAUAAUAAUUCCCUAUUAUGUUAUAACUAUUUUAUUCAUUAAAUAAAUUUAUGUUAUUUACCUGUUUAAAAKUAAUAUACCAUGUAUAUAAUGUGCUAAAACUGUUAAAGAUUCUGUAAAAGUCUUCAAUAAUGACUUAGGUAUUUUGUCAUCUAUUUCAUUUGGUUUAUUGUUAUUUUAAUUUUUCUUAUGUUAUCCUAUUGAAGUUAAUUCCUUGUAUGUUAUUACAUUAUUAAUGAGUAUACAAUUAUAUUAGUAAAAAAUAACAUUUAAUUUUAAUUUUUUUGAUUUGUUAUUCAAGUUACAGACUUUUUAUACCCUAAUCAUUAAAUACUAGAUUUAAUACUGUAAUGUAUUUUUACAUCAUUAGUUGAAUGACUGUAGAUCACAUGAACACCUGUUUGCAUGAUCGGGGUUUUUUUAGUUUAAAUAUAACUAAUAUAACUUAAGAUUUAUUAUUUAAUUCUGAUAUAUAUAUAUGACAAUUAUAC